This is a messenger RNA of Labrus bergylta (ballan wrasse), 3751 nucleotides long. RefSeq names its product FIG4 phosphoinositide 5-phosphatase a (gene fig4a). NCBI's taxonomy places the organism in Eukaryota, Metazoa, Chordata, Actinopteri, Labriformes, Labridae. The record is from RefSeq and is a predicted model, not a curated record. Gene Ontology annotation, biological process: phosphatidylinositol dephosphorylation. Gene Ontology annotation, molecular function: phosphatidylinositol-3,5-bisphosphate 5-phosphatase activity. Gene Ontology annotation, cellular component: intracellular membrane-bounded organelle.
GCGGAAGACUUUCGUGACUGUCACAUGACUAAAACAAACUCAUGUUGCAGUUACUUUAUGCUAGCUGUAAUUAUAAGGACGUAUUGCAAUUAUAUGUAAUGUAUUUAUACGUUUGAAAAGGUUAUUUUAGCUGGCAAAGGAGAUGCAUAUUAUUAGCCUUGGUGGUGAUUAGUGUCUGACGAGGAUAGCAGGCUAACUCCAUGCUCUUCUGUUAUAUCUUCUGGACUAUUACAGGAUUAGAGGGAGAAACAUGCCUCAAGCAGCUGAUCUCAUCAGUGGGAUGCAGAAGAUGGUUCUGUAUGAAACCAGAGCCAGAUAUUUUCUGGUGGGGACCAAUCAGGCACAGACCAAACACCGAGUCCUGAAAAUUGACCGCACAGAACCCAAGGACCUGGUGAUAAUCGACGAUAAGCAUGUGUACAACCAGCAAGAGGUACGGGAUUUACUUGGCCGUCUGGACCUGGGUAACCGCACCAAGAUUGGCCAAAAGGGUUCAUCAGGCCUGUCCAGAGCUGUGUCAGCGUUUGGCAUUGUUGGGUUUGUACGUUUCCUGGAGGGGUACUACAUUGUGUUGAUCACCAAGCGUAGAAAGAUGGCUGACAUCGGAGGACACUCCAUCUACAAAAUAGAGGACACAAGCAUGAUCUACAUCCCCAAUGACUCGGUCAGGGUUACACACCCUGAUGAAGCAAGAUAUGUUCGCAUCUUUCAGAAUGUGGACCUGUCCAGCAACUUCUACUUCAGCUACAGCUAUGACCUGAGCCAUUCGCUGCAAUACAACCUGACUCUGCUUCAGAGGCCUUAUGAACUGUGGUCAUCACCAGCGUCCUCUGCUGAGGAGGAGGAGGAGCAGGAGGAGGAGGUGCACAAGCAGAGCAAGCAGGACAGCUUUGACAUCUUUGAAGAGGAGGGUUUGCCAACACAAGUGGUUUAUGGCCUCCAGAACGAGCCGUACUACAAGUACGUGUGGAACGGUAAGCUGCUGGAACGAGUCAAGGACACGGUGCAUCACGACUGGCUUAUGUAUAUCAUCCAUGGCUUUUGUGGCCAGUCCAAGCUUCUGAUCUACGGCCGACCGGUUUACAUGACCCUCAUUGCCAGACGCUCCAGCAAAUUUGCCGGGACCCGCUUCCUCAAAAGAGGAGCCAACUGUGAGGGGGACGUGGCUAAUGAGGUCGAGACAGAGCAAAUCGUCCAUGACGCCUCCGUCAUGUCUUUCACCGCGGGAAGUUACUCGUCAUACGUCCAGGUGCGAGGUUCUGUCCCACUCUACUGGUCCCAGGACAUUUCAACUAUGAUGCCUAAACCCCCGAUACGACUGGACCAAGCUGACCCAUAUGCUCAUGUAGCUGCCCUUCAUUUUGACCAGAUGCUGCAGCGCUUUGGCUCUCCAAUCAUCAUCCUCAACCUGGUCAAGAAACGAGAAAAGAGGAAACACGAGAAGAUUCUUAGUGAAGAGCUUUACCCGGCUGUGACCAACCUGAAUCAGUUCCUCCCUCCAGAAAACUGGAUCGACUACAUCGCCUGGGACAUGGCACGCUACACUAAGAGUAAGCUGUGCAAUGUUCUGGACCGUCUGAGCAUGAUAGCAGAAAACGUAGUGAAGCGGACAGGUUUCUUCAUUAAUCGGCCCGACUUCUACUGUCACACCCUCAGACCAGAUGACAGGUGGGGAGAUUUAGGUGGACAUGUCAUAGCCAGUGGACACGUGCAGACCGGUGUGUUGCGGACAAACUGCGUGGACUGUCUCGAUCGGACCAACACCGCCCAGUUCAUGGUGGGAAAGUGUGCCCUGGCCUAUCAGCUUUACGCACUGGGAAUGAUUGACAAGCCCAAACUCCAGUUUGACACUGAUUGUGUGAGGCUGUUUGAGGAGCUUUAUGAGGACCAUGGAGACACACUGUCGCUGCAGUACGGCGGCUCCCAGCUGGUCCACAGGGUCAAAACCUACCGCAAGAUCGCUCCCUGGACACAACACUCCAAGGACAUCAUGCAGACACUGUCGCGAUACUACAGCAAUGCUUUCUCUGAUGCUGACAGACAGGACGCCAUCAACCUGUUUCUUCAGGUCUACCAGCCGUCUGAGUCCAAGCCGCACCUUUGGGAGCUGCCCACUGACUUCUAUCUGCACCAGAGAAACUCCAUGGCGCUCCCCCAAGACAGACGCAGCUACACUUUAUGGUGGUCAAAAGGAAUCCUGUCAUACCUUCCUGUGCCCUAUGAUGAAGUCCCCUGUGAGGACACCAUGAAGAAGGUCAAAGUGAAGAGGGUGAACCGCUUCGAUGAGAGCAUUGACAUCUACACUGAAUUCUUCAAACCAUAUGAACUCACCUCCUUUGAUGACACAUUCUGCAUCGCCAUGACUAACUCUGCAAGGGAAUUUAUGCCCAAGACGGUCGGAGUGGAUCCGAGCCCAUUCACGGUCCGCAAACCGGAGGAAACGGGAAAAUCAGUGCUUGGCAACAAGAGCAAUAAGGAGGAGACGUUGCUGCAGAGGAAGACAGCAGCCAGCGCACCUCCUCCCCCGAGUGAGGAGGCCAUCAGCAGCUCCUCAGAGGACGACUCCGAGGAGGACCGCGACGAUGACGGCUCCGUGUCCCAGCGCUCCACCCCAAUCAAACUGCUAACAGAGUCCGGGGACAGCAAUCGCACACAAGAGGAGAUCCAGCACCAGCAGCAGGCAGUGAAGGAGCCAUACGGACUCAAUCUGGCUGAGUCUCCGGCUGCGGAAGAUCUGCACAUUUAUCAAAGGUUUGCACAUCUGGGCCAGAGCCAGCACAGAGUGGAAAGAACUGACCACAUAAUCUCUGCAAACAUCAUCUGCUUAGAGCCGGUGUCCUGCUUCCCCGGGGACAGCAUCUACGCCGUUUCCCUUCCACAGGUGGACCGAGACAGCCGCAACGAGUUCGAGAGCAAUGUGAUGACAGGCCAGGGCCAAGUGAGGGUGCUAUGCAGGGAGGACAUGUUGAUGUACAGGGAGUACGUCAAGAACAGAUACAUGUGACACUCCCACAGAAAAGCAAGAACUGGAUCUCUGUUACUAAAUUGAGAUGAUAUGCUGCACAUCAUUACAUCUUUAUGACUUGAUUUGACUUUUAGCAUUUCGUUUGUAGCUACAACAUGAAGCAAGCUGAUCCAAAAUGAGAAUAAACGACCUUUAUAUUCUUUCCUUUGUAAACUAUGCAGAUGGACUUUUUUCUGUUUCAGUUGCUCCGAAUGUUAUCUUUAGUCUAUUUAGUCAAAUAAGCUAACUCCAUUUUUUUUCUCCUUGGAUUAAAUUUUAAUCACAACACUUUUAAGAAAGUAAAUUAAACCUUUUGUUCAUUUUGAACAUGUGAACUGAUGUCAAUCUUUUUGACUCUGAAAUAUUAGGAAUCUUAAAUGUUCAAUCAUAUAUAUAUUUUUUUUUAUUAACCAUUUUUUGUUUUAAAAGCUGUGACAGGAGUAUGCAUGUCUUUUUAAAUGUACAAACCCGUUAAGAGCAACAGUUUUUCUACUCUUACUUUUCUUUUUUAUGCUUAGUCAUUUCAUUUUUAAAAUUGUCUUAUUAUUCUUUAGAUAAAAAUCAAAGCGGAAUUCUCUGUCCAGACUAAACACGUCACUGAUGCCCUGAUAUUGAGGAUUUGAUCAAACUGCAAUCCUUGUUUAUACACAUGCAGAUUUAUUUUCUUUUUUUUUUUAAAUGCAUAUCUGAUAUGUCGGCUGAUCAUUUUGUGAAGCAGUUGUAAAUUAAACUUUAAUUUAUUAAAAA